AUGCAGAUGCUUGGUAUACUACCCAUGUACCUUUGCCCUGCUCUCGACAGCACCAUGGCCUCCUCCAUCCCUAGCCAGGUACGAUCCACCUAUAUCGCCUGGAGCCGCCGUUCGUUUUCUUCCAGCACCCCUGCGCUCUCUUCAUCUCAAUUCCAUCGUUCCGAUUUUGCCAAUCAACCUUUCUCCAGCAUAUAUGAGCCUGGGCUUCCCACCUCCGGUCCGUUGGGCGGGGCUUCCCUCUACGGUGCGCCACGGCUCACUCCCAAGAUGUUGAAGCAGCAUCUCGAUCAGUUUGUCGUCGGCCAAGAACGAGCGAAAAAGGUUCUCAGUGUCGCCGUGUUCAAUCACUACCAAAGGGUACAAGAACUACAAAGACGGGAGGAAGAAGAGGAAGAGCUGAUCGCACAGAGAACACGUAGAGAGCGUCAUCCUGUCGAAAAUGAAUUCCCUGGUCAACAGCCGACUAUUCGUAUGGGUGCACCAGCCCCGUCCGCUUUCGACCAGCAUACAAAUACUUCACGCCUCGUUGAUACAAGCCCACUGACCCUGGAGAAGUCGAACAUCCUCCUCCUAGGGCCUAGCGGAGUUGGAAAGACAUUGAUGGCGAAGACCCUGGCGCGAGUUCUGUCGGUACCAUUCUCCAUGUCAGAUUGCACCCCUUUCACGCAGGCUGGGUACAUUGGCGAAGAUGCCGAAGUUUGCGUUCACCGUCUUUUGGCUGCUGCGAACUAUGACGUUGAGAGGGCUGAACGUGGCAUUAUUUGUUUAGACGAGGUUGACAAGAUUGCAACAGCAAAAGUCAGCCACGGCAAGGAUGUUUCUGGCGAAGGUGUACAGCAAGCCCUGUUGAAAAUCAUCGAAGGCACCACCAUCCAAAUCCAGGCUAAACCUGAGCGAAAUGCACCACGGGCAGGCGGUCAAUCACAGACCUAUCCGACAAAUAGCCCGUUGGGAGGUGGGUUCGGCGCCAGCUCUAGCCCAUCAAGCAACGCCGCCACCCCCGCAAAGGGCGAGGUUUAUAAUGUUAGGACCGACAACAUUCUUUUCAUCUUCAGCGGCGCAUUUAUUGGACUACAGAAGCAUAUCAUGGAUCGAUUGACCAAAGGAAGCAUAGGUUUUGGAGCAAGUGUACGCUCAAGCUCCAAUUUGCUUUCCUACGGACGCGACCAGAAAUCAACAACCACAAAUCCUGUGCCCAUCCUGCCUGGCUCGCAAGAAGAGGCUCUGUAUAAGAAGCAUUUGCCAUUCUUCACCCCCGCGCCAGCACCCGAACAGAAUUCUCCUGAUGGCACUCCCCCCGAGCCCAAUUAUUUUAACCCAUUGGACCUAGCUACCCCGGCCGACCUGCAGUCUUACGGCUUCAUUCCUGAACUUGUUGGCCGCAUACCAACGACUGCUGCUUUAUCCGCCCUAACACAUUCUCUACUUCUACGCAUCCUGACGGAACCCCGUAACUCCCUUGUUGCGCAAUACAUCACUUUGUUCUCUCUUUCCGGUAUAGAGCUUCGUUUCACCACACCAGCCCUCCAUGUCGUCGCGGCAAACGCUCUUGCUAUGGGUACAGGAGCCCGUGCUCUUCGUACCGAAAUGGAGACCAUCCUUGGUGAUGCAAUGUUUGAGGCACCGGGGAGCAGCGUAAAAUAUGUCCUGGUAACUGAACGUGUGGCAAAGAGGGAAGAAGGAGCAAUCUAUUUUGGCAGAGGUCAAGGUGGAAAGUUUCAUGCUCUCAUCGCCCAAGAAGAGGGUGAUUGGGAGGACAAGCAAAAGCGGAGGGAUGUGGACAAGAAGAACGAAACCACGUCGGCCAGCUUUGAAGACUGGAGAACAAAGACUACAAUGGCAAUUGGAAGCGGAGGUUGA
Messenger RNA from Rhinocladiella mackenziei CBS 650.93, 1860 nucleotides. Its product is annotated as ATP-dependent Clp protease, ATP-binding subunit ClpX. The coding region runs from base 1 to 1860 and encodes 619 amino acids. Lineage: Eukaryota; Fungi; Ascomycota; Eurotiomycetes; Chaetothyriales; Herpotrichiellaceae. Gene Ontology annotation, biological process: protein catabolic process; proteolysis. The transcript has a single exon. Gene Ontology annotation, molecular function: ATP binding; ATP hydrolysis activity. The record is from RefSeq and is a predicted model, not a curated record. Gene Ontology annotation, cellular component: mitochondrial matrix.